Populus trichocarpa (black cottonwood) is the source of this 2815-nucleotide messenger RNA. Its product is annotated as long-chain-alcohol oxidase FAO4A. The transcript has 3 exons. Gene Ontology annotation, molecular function: long-chain-alcohol oxidase activity; flavin adenine dinucleotide binding. The coding region runs from base 298 to 2733 and encodes 811 amino acids. Lineage: Eukaryota; Viridiplantae; Streptophyta; Magnoliopsida; Malpighiales; Salicaceae. The record is from RefSeq and is a predicted model, not a curated record.
ACACCAUCGUCAUCACAAGCUGGUUUCUCAUGUCCUCUACGUUUCCACACUCUCUAAUCCUCACUUCUACUUGGUCUAUAGCUACUUCCUCUUCCUAUAUAUAUGUGUGUAAAGCUACAAGCUUUCUUCAUGAUCACUUGCUCACACGUUAAUUAUAUGCACUUAUAAGCUAAAAACAACUAUAACCUUGCACGUAUAGUACUGCUAUAUAGUUUUAUGAGAUAAAUAUUGCUCACUGGCUUGCUAAACUACAGCGAAACACAGCCUUCUUUGAUUUUAGCUUAAUUGUAGUAGAAGAUGGAGGAGGUAAAAAAGGAGCAGCAGGAAGAAGCACCGAUGGUGAUUGAUUUGGGGAGCAUUGACACACAAGGACUGUUUGUGGGGGGAGAGAAGCAGUCGACGUGCUCGUAUGUCAACUCACUCUCUUCCCGAGAAAUGGAGUCCCUCACUGCUAUCUGCGACACCCUUUUCCCAUCCGUUUAUAAUAGCAGUAUGAUGGCCGCCUCCGCCGAUGAUGGCUCCACCAAUAGCAUCUCUACUUUUUAUCAAUCUUCUGCUUCCAUGGCCGGAACUCCUCAACGUGUAGGAGAGUUGUUUUGUGAUAGGGUGCAGCAUCCAAAGAAGUGGCUGAUAAGACUGACGCUAUAUUUGUUAUCUACAUGGAUCGGUACCUUCAUAUUGUGUGGAUUGCCCAGCAUUUCACCUUCUUUUCCCUACUUCCUGAGAUUUUCUCAAAUCUCUCAAAGCAAGAGGGAGCAGAUAGUGUUUUCCUGGGCUACCAGCUUUUUCUAUCUCCUCAGGAUGCUCUUCAAAUCCAUCAAGCUCGUCAUCCCACUCGUGUUUUUCUCUCAGGUGGAUGAAAAGAAUGAGAACCUGACAUGGAAAGCCAUAGGCUAUCCAGGGCCUGACCCAGCAGCACUCAAAAGACAAACACAAACCUGCGGGCUGCCAGAAACAUUAUAUGCAAGUCUAAAAGAUGAUGAUGAUGAUGAUGAUGAUGAUCAACAUGACUGCAAAGAAGAGCAUCUCUUCGGACCUCUUUACAGAGGCCUCGUUGAUCUCAACCUUCCAAGGGAUAGAGUUGCAGACUCCCUGCGUCAGAUUGGAUUCCCUGUCUCCAUUCGUCGCGGGAAAGACAUUGACUCGUCACGGGACUUUUCUACUAGUAAUCCUAGUUUAGUCAUCAAAUGUGACGCAGUAGUAGUUGGUUCUGGCUCUGGUGGUGGUGUGGUUGCUGGGGUUCUAGCAAAAGCUGGUUAUAAAGUGCUUGUCUUGGAGAAAGGAAACUAUUUUGCUAGAAACAAUCUCUCACUUCUUGAAGGGCCCUCAAUGGAUCAAAUGUAUUUAGGUGCAGGUAUGUUAGCAAGCGAUGAUAUGGGAGUGGUAGUUCUUGCAGGCUCUACUGUUGGUGGAGGUUCCACAAUCAAUUGGUCAGCUUCAAUUAAGACCCCGCAACAUGUGAUCAAUGAAUGGAGCGAAACCUACGACCUUGAGUUAUUUGACAGUAAAUUAUACAAAGAAGCAUUGGAUGCUGUGUGUGAGAAAAUGGGAGUUCAAUCUGAUAUUGAUGAGGAAGGUUUCAAUAGUGCUGUUUUAAGAAGAGGGUGUGAAGAAUUGGGCUAUCCUGUAAACACUAUUCCUCGAAAUUCUGUGCCGGAUCAUUACUGUGGCUGGUGUUGUUUUGGCUGCAAGGAUGGAAGAAAGAAGGGCACUUGUGAGACAUGGCUAAAGGACAUGGUGAAUUCAGGUAACGGUGCAAUUCUUCCUGGAUGUGAGGCUAUUAAGGUCUUGCAUGAGCGAAAGAAAGGGAAGGAUCGAAGUACUGCAUCGGGAGUAGCUUUUGGAUUCGAAUACAAUGGAAUGAAAGACUUGUGUGUGGUUGAGUCCAAGGUGACUAUUGUUGCCGGUGGUGCUCUCAGCACUCCUGCAUUGCUAAAAGCAAGCGGCUUAAAGAAUGCCAACAUUGGUAAACACUUACACCUCCAUCCAGUCACAAUGGCAUGGGGCUACUUCCCAGAAGCACCUAUUUCAACCACGGCGUGGCCAGAGGAACAGAAGAAGAGCUAUGAAGGAGGGAUAAUGACAGCAAUGUCAACAGUUGUUGCAAAUGUUAACAAGUCUGGAUAUGGGGCAGUGAUACAGACGCCAUCAUUGCAUCCUGGUAUGUUCUCGGGUCUAAUUCCAUGGAUUUCUGGAGCUGAUAUGAAAAGGAGGAUGUGCAGGUUCUCAAGAACUGCCCAUGUAUUUGCUCUGGCAAGAGAUAGAGGAUCGGGAACCGUGAAUUCGCCAAGCUCAAUAAAUUACAGAAUGGAUGCUGAAGACGAGAAGAAUCUACAGGAAGGGCUAGAGAAGACACUGAGGAUACUGGCAGCUGCAGGAGCUGAGGAGAUCGGAACACAUCACAGCACAGGGAAGAGCUUAAACGUGAAGAAAGUGAGUUACCGUGAAUUCGAAAGGUUUGUGAAAGAGGAGAGUGCAAGACCAUUAAGAGACUUAACAGGACAAAUAUGUUCAGCUCAUCAGAUGGGGAGUUGCAGGAUGGGUGUGAAUCCAAAGGAGUCGGCGGUGAACCAAAUGGGAGAGGCAUGGGAAGUAGAGGGACUGUUUGUUGCAGAUACAAGUGUGUUUCCAACUGCUCUGGGUGUCAAUCCAAUGGUCACAGUCCAAGCUAUCGCUUAUUGCACUGCACAGUCAGUUGUGCAACUUCUUUCUAGGAAGAGAACUCAUUACUAACUUGUAUUACUCUUCACAUUUAUAUAUGUCUGCUAUGUACUCAUGAUCUUGCAGGUAUAAUAAAGUUCCUGCAACUCUCAAA